UUUAAUCAGCAGAGCGGUCAGUUUGAGUAACAGAGGCGCGUUUGAAUGUGUGAUACAAUGAACAUUUGACCGUUUUAAACUUUCGACCAGAAGAAGACAUGGAAUCUACAUGUAAAGAAAGGAGUCUUCUGUACUUACUUCUCUUUGCAAUAUGCACGGCCAGCGUUUGCUUUUGUGCAAGAAGAUCAAAUGUUCGGAGGUCUGAUCGUCUGAGUCCACCACUGGACAUCCAGCUGGAGACAAUCAACUGCACAGCCUUCAGUGUAAGAUGGAAGAUGCCCCGGCGGCAUGUUAGCACCAUCACUGGAUACAAGGUUUUCUAUACAGAGAUGAGGAAUGGCCAUCCUAUGGGUACAGCAUCUUUGAUGGAGGUGCCUCUCAGCUUGGACAUGCUGACCACUGGGCAAUUUGACGGACAAGCAAGCUUUGAUGUGGACAUUGGGAACCUAAAGGUGAACACUAAGUACAGAGUCAGUGUUGGAGCGUAUGGCUGGGCAGGGGAGGGUAGACCUAGCAUGCCCAGAGACAUCAGCACUGCUUCUCAUGAAAUGUGCAUGCCCCCAUCUCCCCCCACUCAGCCUGUUGUCAUGGCUGUAUCUGACACAGAGCUGGCGUUGUCAUGGCAGCAAGGAGAGAGCGAUGGAAGCGCACCUGUCCUUCACUUCCUGGUGGCUUACAUCAGGCCAGAAAUGGACACAGAGUGGACGUAUAUUCGUGAACCCAUUGAGACUAACUCCAUGGUUUUGAAGGGGUUAAUACCGGAAACAGAGUACCAGUUUGUCGUCAGGGCGGUCAACGUGCACGGAAUCAGCCCACCCAGCCACAUCAACAACCCCGUGCGCACCCUCGGUACAUCAGAUGUUGGCAGUGGUGAUUAUGGCCGUUACAUCACAGAUUCCAGGAUCAAAGAUGAAGAUGGCUUCGACAUCGACGACUCUGAUUAUGAUAUCUUUAUUGAAGAGUUGAAGCCAUUCCCAGGUUUCAGUCAGGACAACAGGAAAUCCCAGCUCCGUUCACGCUCUGGCCCGCCAUCUGGUCGGAACGUUGUUUACCGUAUGAACACCAUCACUCCUCCCAAUGUCACUGCCCCACCAGUUUCCACCACCACCUCGUCCAUCUUCCUAGACUUCACAGAUCUGGUCUUCUCAACAACUUCAGAGCCCAGUACCACCCUUGACACGACAACUACUGCCCCACUUACCACUACCAGCAUCACUUUGCCCACCACCACUACCACCCCAACCAUGUCCCCUUGGAAAGGUGAAGUGCCUCGUGUGUACGACCUGACCUGCGACGAUACUGUGUGUCCCCCUGACAGCUUCUGUCUCAGUGACUACGACAGUGGAGGUUCGCGCUGCCACUGUAACCUCGGACGAAGAGGGGACACUUGUUCUGAGGUGGUAUCAGUGAACUUUCCCAGAUUCUACGGCUACUCUCACAUGACCUUUGAACCCUUGAAAAACUCUUACCAGACCUUUCAGAUCACUUUGGAGUUCAAGGCAGACUCUGAGGAUGGCUUGCUGCUGUACUGUGGAGAGAACGAACAUGGCCGUGGAGACUUUGCGUCUUUAGCCCUGGUGCGAGGCAAGCUGCACUACAGGUUUAACUGUGGUACAGGAGCAGCUCAGAUCGUCAGCGAGAGUCGUGUUGUUCUUGGUCAGUGGCACACAGUAACUGUCUUCAGAGACGGCAUGAGCGGCUGGCUCCGUAUGGACAACGACACCCCUAUAUCUGGACGCUCACAGGGCCAGUACACGAAGAUCACUUUUCGUUCUCCACUGUAUGUGGGGGGAGCCCCUGGUGCUUAUUGGCUGGUCAGGGCGACAGGGACAAAUCGUGGCUUUGUUGGCUGUGUUCAGAGUCUGAUCAUCAACAACAAGGCCACAGAUAUCAGACCCUGGCCUCUAGGCAGAGCUCUGAGUGGAGCUGAUAUAGGUGAAUGCAGUGACAGUGUGUGUGACCUGGUCAGCUGUGCCAACGGCGGCGUCUGCUUUGCAAACCGUGCCGAUGGCUACAUCUGCCUGUGCCCGCUUGGCUUCAGGGGAGCACUUUGUGAAGAGAGUUUCUCACUGUCCUCACCCCUCUUUAAUGAGACAGUGUUUUCGUACGCUGUCAUCCCCUGGCCUCAGUCCUCUCAGAGUUACCUGUCCUUCAUGGAGUUCGAGCUGACGUUUCGGCCAUCGAUGCCCGACGGGACGCUGCUGUACAGUGAUGAUGCAGGCAGCGGAGACUUCCUGGCUAUAAACCUUGUGGACAGAUAUGUGGAGUUCAGAUUUGACUGUGGCUCUGGAUCAGCAGUCAUAAGGAGUGAAGAGCAGAUCAGUCUAGACACAUGGCACGAGCUGAGGGUGUCUCGAACAGCAAAGAGUGGUAUCCUACAGGUGGACAGUCAGAGGCCAAUGGAAGGAAUUGCUGAGGGAGCUUUCACUCAGAUCAACUGCAGUUCACCUCUCUUUGUUGGAGGAGUACCAGAAUAUGAUAAAACCAAGAGGACCGCAGGUGUAAUAAAGCCCUUCACUGGAAUUAUUCAAAAGCUGAUACUCAAUGACUACACCAUCCCAAUAACAGCUGGUUCUGCUAGUGGCGUUAACAUAGCAAAUUCAGCGCACCCAUGUGUGGAAAGUCCCUGUGCCAAUGGAGGGACAUGCAGGCCAAAGUGGGAUGGAUAUGAGUGUGACUGCCCUCUAGGGUAUGAUGGCAGGCACUGCCAGAAAGCUGUGACUGAAGCCAUUGAGAUCCCACAGUUCAUUGGGCGAAGUUACCUGACCUAUGACAAUAGAGAUAUCCUAAAAAGGGUUUCUGGGUCCAGGACCAACCUUUUCAUGCGUUUUAAGAGCACAGCCAAGGAUGGUUUGUUGCUCUGGCGGGGAGACAGUCCAAUGAGAUCCAACAGUGACUUCCUGUCUAUGGGGCUUCAGGAUGGUGCGCUAAUCUUCAGUUAUAACCUGGGCAGCGGUGCAACUAACAUUGUUGUCAACGGAACCUUUAGCGAUGGAAAGUGGCACAGAGUCAAAGCUGUGAGGGAUGGCCAGUCAGGGAAGCUGACAGUGGAUGACUAUGGAGCAAAGACAGGCAGGUCACCUGGCAAGAUGAGGCAACUCAAUAUCAACGGACCCUUAUACAUUGGUGGCAUGAAAGAGAUAGCUCUUCACACAAACAGACAGUACAUUGGAGGCUUGGUGGGCUGCGUGUCCCACUUCACGCUCUCCACUGAUUAUCACUUAGCACUGGUCGAGGAUGCUGCUGACGGCAAGAACAUCAAUACCUGCUCUAACUAGAGAAAAUACCUUUUCAGCACCAUUUUAAACUGGAAUAAACACCUCGACCAGCUGAUUUGUCAUCUUGAAACUCAAUGGCCAGCACCAAAUGAGUGACAACUAAAACAAUUUAAUUUUGGUUUACCAAUUCAGGGCUGACAUGGUAUAAACUCGAACUGGAAAAAGACUAACAACAUUGUUACUUUGGGUAACCAGAGCCAUUUAAGGGGCGCUUAAGAUUUCAAACCAACUAUAACCUGCCAAGUUGUUAGGUUUUGCUUUAAUAUUAACAACUUGAUGAAUUGCUCUGAAAAACAGUUUCGACACACAGCAAGAGUAAAAAACGACCAGAGGAUAUUACAAAGCACAAGUACUCUGUGAAAGGAGAAAAAAAGCUUAGCGUUAUGGGUAAUGACGGUCUUUGAAAAACAUUUUGAAGGACAUUUUUUUCAUGGGAUGAUUCCAAUUGUAUCUUUAUUUUCUUUUUUUUAUUAUUAUUAUUACUGUAAAUCCUUAUUUGAUUGCUGGAAGAACCAAGUGAUCCAAGAGAUCAAGAGUCAUCACAAGUUUUUCAUGAACCUGACCUUAGAGCAGCUAGCAGAGAUAAACUUCUUUGUAGAGGAUUUUGGUUGUGGCCCUAGAGGAUUUCUGUUGUUUUUUUGUUGUUGUGGCAUUUGUAUUCUUGUUCGUGGUGUAUGAUCAGUCUGUAGACUACAUUUUCUAAAGUCUGACUGAUGUCAGUUUUUUUAAAGGCCGCUAGUUUUGGAGGGUGAAGACAGCAGCUGCACACAAUAGUUGUUUCUUUUUACCUUCUUUUAGUUUACAUGCUCCUUUUCUGGAACUCUCAGAUGCUAGUCAUGUGAAAGUCUGGUGUUGACAUGGUGAAGCAGCCAAAAUCGUGGAGAAACUGUUGCAUGACAGUCUGCUACUGUCGUUUGACACAAGCCACAACACUGUGGACAUCAGCCUUUAAGUUAAGUUGAUUGUCAGUUUAUUGCUUUCUCAUGUCUAAGCUUUAAAACGAUAUUUGUGCAAAUGCUCUAUCUACUCUAUAUUUUAUAAAUUAUUCUCAGUUAUCUAAAUUGUUGUUGACCCCCUUCAGAAAAUUACACCAAGGUCCAAAUAAGAUGAGAGCUUUAUCCUGGGUUCACUUAAAUACAUUUUUUUAAAGUUUGAAAUCUAUACAAAUCCUGGAAUAAAUGAAUAAUUGUUAUAAUAAUUUACAACUUAAAGUUACUUGAGGACAGUGAAUGGCCAUGUGAAUGUGGAGUGUGAAUGAACAUGGCAUCCAGUGAGUGAUCCACCACAGGGUGAUUAGCUGGGUUGACCAUCCAUUGUACAAAAUGUAGCACAUUUUGACUGUAUGUGUUUGAUGAAACAUAGCGAGUAUCCAUAGACUGUAGGAAAAAUGUUGAUGUAGCAUCUGUGUUGUAAGCAUAUGUGUCUGACGAUCCAUUUAAAGCUUUAAGUUUGGGUUUAUGCUUGUUGCCAACUUUGUCAGUUAGUGAAGCCAAAUUCUCCAAAUUUGUGCAAAGGACUGACCUGGGUACAGCUGAAUUGGGACGAGUAAAUGGGAACCACUCCAGCUGAGUGUGCAUACACCAAAAAAACAUUCAACUACUCAGGCCUUAAUAUCCCCCUAAAUAAUCCCCUGAAAAUGAAAAUUAGCUAUUUGCAGUCAUAGGGAAGUGUCUCCAGGUGUCUCAAAUGCAGUCGCUUCCCACUGCAAGACAAUGAAAAAUAUAUAGUGAGUUGAAUAAUGUUAAAUACAUUUUCUUUCUUAAAAUCAAUGCAAGAUGGGUUCAUUGUAUUUGUAAUUGUUACACCGUGACAGCUGCCUGUCAAAAACUAGACUGCAAAUAAACCAAAUAACCAAAUAGACUGCUAGUUAAAUAACUUGAUAACCAAAUUUUGUCAUGGUUUGUGCUGAAUUGCAGUGUGCUUGACAUUUUCAUUUUUGGAGAAUGGGCUCAUUUCAAUCCGUUGCAUAGCACAGUUUAUAAACCACUGCUUACUGUGGCCACUGUGCUUGUUGUUUGAUCGCAAUCGCCCUGUCUGUGUCUCUGAUCAGUUGCAUCACAUGUAUAGGCUGAAAUCACUCAUGUCUGUAAAGAAAUUUUUUUAAAAAUGAUGACACAUUUUUAUUCCUUAUAAUAACAUUUCUUCAAAGGAGAAAAUUCAUUGAAAGCAGAAUGGCAACAACAGAAGCUGUUCCUGCUUCAUACAGUGUGGUCUCACAGGGGAGCCUGUAUGCUCUCACCUGCUGUGCUAACUGAGGGUUGUAUAAUACACAGAAAUGUGGAUUACAAAACAGUCAUGUGGUAUCUUUAAUGGGUGUCCUAAUGCUAACGUCCUUUGUAAGGUCCUGAAGGAAUAAUACAAGAGGAAAUUUUGGGGUCAGGUGCUCAGCAACAUUCAUGAAAGUAGACAAAGGAAUGAUUCUGCUGCAAUCAAACAGUUAUUAUGUGAAACAAAUAAGUCUGCAUAUCCAAUAUACAGUAAAAUUGAAAGCUGUUUGUUGCACAGCGGAUAAAUCCCCAGUUCAGCAACAAGGAAACAAAGAAUGUGGGUUUCACA
Molecule: messenger RNA, 5834 nt
Organism: Toxotes jaculatrix (banded archerfish)
Lineage: Eukaryota; Metazoa; Chordata; Actinopteri; Toxotidae
Product: pikachurin
Exons: 24
Coding region: 99-3278 (1059 amino acids)
Molecular function (GO): calcium ion binding; protein binding
Source: RefSeq, a predicted model, not a curated record